This is a messenger RNA of Hippocampus zosterae (dwarf seahorse), 2910 nucleotides long. It is a transcript of the gene plod1a, whose product is annotated as procollagen-lysine, 2-oxoglutarate 5-dioxygenase 1a. The transcript is spliced from 19 exons. Gene Ontology annotation, molecular function: iron ion binding; L-ascorbic acid binding; procollagen-lysine 5-dioxygenase activity. NCBI's taxonomy places the organism in Eukaryota, Metazoa, Chordata, Actinopteri, Syngnathiformes, Syngnathidae. The coding region runs from base 180 to 2375 and encodes 731 amino acids. The record is from RefSeq and is a predicted model, not a curated record. Gene Ontology annotation, biological process: peptidyl-lysine hydroxylation. Gene Ontology annotation, cellular component: endoplasmic reticulum.
GAGAGAGGGGGGGGGGGGAAGAGAGGGAGGAAGAGAGAGAGAGACAGACAGACAGAGCGAGAGAGAGCCAGAUAGAGAGAGCUAAAGGUGGGGUGGUUACACAGCCGGGUCAGCGGGGAAAGUGAUUCCGACUCAGUCCUGCCACACUCCAUCCGUCUAAACAAGCGACUAAUUUGACCAUGAAACUUUCCUUGGUGUUGUUCUCCGUCCUUCUUAUCUGCACACUCUUUCCUCUGCACGACUGCGACGAGCAGCAGCAAGUCCGAGAAGAUCAAAUUGUAGUUGUGACCGUCGCAACGAAGGAGACUGAUGGCUUCAAACGUUUCAUGAGAUCAGCAAAACAUUUUAAUUACACUGUCAAGGUUCUUGGUCGUGGUCAAAAAUGGAAAGGAGGUGACUACUUGUCCCCUGGGGGAGGUCAGAGAGUGCGAAUUCUUAAAGCUGCCCUCGAGUCAAUGAAGGACGAGAAUAAAAUCAUUGUUUUUAUUGACAGCUAUGAUGCGAUUUUCGCAUCAGGUCCAAAAGAGCUGCUAAAGAAAUUUGUGCAGGCCAAACACAAGGUGGUGUUUUCCUCUGAGACAUUGAUCUGGCCCGACAGACAUUUGGAGGACAAACAUCCACAUGUCCGGGAGGGCAACAGGUUCCUCGGCUCAGGAGGCUUUAUUGGCUACCUUCCAAACAUCAAAGAAAUGGUUGCUGAGUGGGCAGGAGACGACGGUGACAGUGAUCAGCUGUUUUUCACCAAGAUUUUUAUCAAUCCUGAGAAAAGAAAAUCCAUAAAUAUCACACUGGACAGCAAAUGCAGAUUGUUCCAGAACCUUCACGGAGCUCUUGACGAAGUGGUGCUAAAAUUUGAGGAUCGACGUGUACGAGCCAGAAAUCUGCUCUAUGAUACGCUACCUGUCAUCAUCCACGGGAAUGGACCGACCAAGCUUCAGCUCAACUACCUUGGUAACUACAUACCGAACGUGUGGACAUUUGAGACGGGCUGCACAGUGUGCCAUGACGAUCUACUCCCACUGAGGAACCUUAAGGAAAAUGAAUAUCCUUUGGUGGUGAUUGGUGUCUUCAUUCUGCAACCCACUCCAUUUGUCACCGUGUUUUUUGAACGCCUCCUGAAGCUUCAGUAUCCCAAGAAUAGACUCAAGCUCUUCAUUUUCAACAAGGAACCCCAUCACGAGCGUGAGGUCAGCGCUUUUCUCCAGGACCACAGAAGCCUCUAUCUAGAUGUCAAAUUUAUUGGCCCUGAAGAGGAGAUGGAAGACACAGUUGCACGCAACAUGGCCUUCGAUAUGUGCAGGAAGCAGAAGGACUGUGACUAUUUCUUCAACUUGGACAUUGACGUUGCUUUGAAGAAUGAAAACACACUCAAAAUUCUCAUUGAACAAAACCUGCCGAUCGUAGCACCAUUGUUGACGCGAACUGGCCGACUUUGGAGCAACUUUUGGGGAGCCCUGAGCGCCGAUGGCUACUAUGCCAGGGCUGAGGACUACGUGGACCUGGUCCAAGGACGCAGGGUGGGAAUUUGGAAUGUUCCAUACAUAACCAGCGUGUACUUGAUGAAGGCCAGCCUCCUCCGCUCGGAGAUCUCAGACGACGAUCUAUUUCAUUCAAAUUUCAUGGACCCUGACAUGGCCUUCUGCCAGCAUGUUCGAAAUAAGGGAGUUUUCAUGUAUGUAACCAACAUGGACACUUUUGGACGCAUCCUAUCAACAGAAAACUAUCAGACCAGUCAUCUGCAUAAUGAUCUGUGGCAGAUCUUUGAAAAUCCAGAGGACUGGCGGGAGCGCUAUAUUCAUGAGAACUAUACUCACAUCAUGAAAGGAAAACCUGUUGAGACUCCUUGCCCAGAUGUAUACUGGUUUCCAGUUUUCACCGAUAUUGCUUGCAACCACCUGGUUGAAGAAAUGGAACACUUUGGGAAGUGGUCAGGAGGCGGUAAUGUGGACACUCGAAUCCAGGGCGGCUAUGAGAAUGUCCCCACCAUUGACAUCCACCUGAAUCAAGUCAACUUUGAUAAGGAAUGGCACCAGUUUUUACUGGAGUACAUUGCGCCGAUAACAGAGCAAAUGUAUCCUGGUUACCAUACCCAGGCUCAUUUUGACUUGGCCUUUGUAGUUAGAUAUAAGCCCGAUGAGCAGCCCUUUUUGAGGCCACAUCAUGACGCCUCCACAUUCACUAUAAACAUAGCACUCAAUCAGAGGGGGACUGAUUACGAGGGCGGCGGCUGCAGGUUCCUCCGUUAUGACUGCUCUGUGGAGGCACCGCGUAAAGGCUGGGCCCUCAUGCACCCUGGUCGCCUCACCCAUUACCAUGAAGGCCUGCCCACCACAGCUGGCGUCCGAUACAUUGCAGUGUCGUUUGUGGAUCCCUGAACUUCCGCACAUCAUCAGGACCGACGCCUACACGCAGCAUAUUUAAAAUGCAUUGCAUUAAGCAUCACAGCAAGUGUUGGAGGCUUCUUAGCUUAUUCACUUGACUUCACAUGCUAUUGUGACUGUCUCCAAGAUGUGUAUUUUUAAAAUUCAAAAAAGGGAAUUUGAGCCAGUGAAUUUUACAUUGUACAUACGAGUGUUUGUGAUCAACAGCCAUACUGUCAGACCUAUCACAUAUUUAUUGUUUGCCAUGCCUACUGCCCAAUGAGAGCCAGGAGAGGCUCCAGCAUGCCCACGACCCUCUUGAGGAUAAGUGGCUCGGAUAAUGCAUGGAUGGAGGCACAUAUCGGGUGUGAAUGUUGCCACUGAGAGUCCUGUGUCUGACAUUUCAAAAGUAUCAUUUGCCACAAAUGUCUUGCUGUCUUUUAUUACCAAAAAAAACUAUUUCUCAACAGCCACAAUGUUCAAGUGUUGGACCUUUUUGUCUUCACUGUGUCAAAGAUGAUCGCAAUAAAACAUCUACUGUCAAUCCUGA